Lachnellula hyalina is the source of this 1701-nucleotide messenger RNA. RefSeq names its product Fumarate hydratase, mitochondrial (gene FUMR). Gene Ontology annotation, cellular component: mitochondrion; tricarboxylic acid cycle heteromeric enzyme complex. The transcript is spliced from 2 exons. The record is from RefSeq and is a predicted model, not a curated record. Gene Ontology annotation, molecular function: fumarate hydratase activity. Gene Ontology annotation, biological process: tricarboxylic acid cycle; fumarate metabolic process; malate metabolic process. The coding region runs from base 1 to 1701 and encodes 566 amino acids. NCBI's taxonomy places the organism in Eukaryota, Fungi, Ascomycota, Leotiomycetes, Helotiales, Lachnaceae.
AUGAUGCUGCGGUCGGGGAGCGGAGCUCUGUCAGGUGCAACAUUAUCAAAUGUACCGAGGACAAGAGCUUCAGCCUUCACUACUACUACCUUGAACAUCCCCUCAUGCACGCCAUCUCGAGCUUUCCAGAGCAGAUCAUUCGCAGCUUCCGCCGCCGCAUCCAAAUCGAUUUCAAGACCUAGUCGCUCCUUCCCUUCCUCUUCGACUCUAUCCUCCACUCCGAAGCUCUUGAGCAUUUCCCAACCCCGCUUUGGGAGACAUUUCCACGCAACACCAUCCGCAAUGGCAGAAACAAGAGCAGAGACCGAUGCAUUCGGCGAGGUGCUUGUACCGGCAGACAAAUACUGGGGAGCACAAACAGAACGGUCCCUGGAAAACUUCAAAAUCAACCAGCCGCAGGAUCGCAUGCCACCUCCGAUUGUCAGGGCUUUCGGUAUCCUAAAGGGCGCCGCAGCUACUGUCAACAUGCAAUUUGGACUCGACCCUAAAGUUGGUAAAGCUAUUCAAGAAGCUGCCGCUGAAGUAGCUUCUCUCAAGCUGAUCGACCACUUUCCCCUCGUUGUCUGGCAGACCGGCUCCGGAACACAGUCAAACAUGAAUGCGAACGAGGUCAUCUCCAAUCGUGCCAUUGAGAUACUUGGAGGAAAGAUGGGCAGCAAGAAACCUGUGCAUCCCAAUGAUCAUGUCAAUAUGAGUGCUUCUUCAAACGAUACCUUCCCCACUGUUAUGCACAUUGCAGCGGUGCUCGAAAUCGAGAAUGAACUGUUGCCAGCCAUCAAGUCUCUUCGAGAUGCUCUCCAGGCAAAGGUCGACGAUUUUGAAGCCAAGAAGAUCAUCAAGAUUGGACGAACACAUCUCCAGGAUGCUACGCCUUUGACUCUCGCCCAAGAAUUCUCUGGAUAUGUGGCACAACUCGACUAUGGCGUUAAGCGUGUCGAAUCAUCCCUCCCCGACCUCCGUCUGCUGGCCCAGGGAGGAACUGCUGUUGGUACGGGAAUAAACACCUUCAAGGGCUUCGCAGAGGCCAUUGCCUCAGAAGUGAGCAAGAUGACUGGCACUGAGUUCAAGACUGCACCAAACAAGUUUGAGGCUCUCGCUGCUCAUGAUGCCAUUGUACAGGCUUCAGGAUCCCUCAACACUCUCGCAUCUUCCCUUUUCAAAAUAGCUCAGGAUAUCAGAUAUCUUGGUUCUGGACCACGUUGUGGUCUUGGAGAACUUGCUCUGCCAGAAAACGAACCUGGCAGCAGUAUCAUGCCCGGCAAGGUAAACCCAACUCAGUGCGAGGCUCUGACGAUGGUGUGCGCCCAAGUUAUUGGCAACCACACAGCUACGACGAUUGGCGGUAUGAAUGGCCAAUUCGAAUUGAACGUCUUCAAGCCCUUGGUCAUUCGAAACCUUCUUCACAGCAUCCGCAUACUGAGUGACGGCAUGCGAAGCUUCGAGAAGAACUUAGUUGUCGGUCUCCAAGCAAAUGAGGAAAAGAUCAGCAGUAUUGUAAAGGAGUCCUUGAUGCUGGUUACUUGCCUGAACCCUAAGAUUGGGUACGACAUGGCAAGCAAGGUAGCUAAGAACGCGCACAAGAAGGGCUUAACCCUGAAAGAAUCAGCUAUGGAAUUGAAGGCUUUGAGUGAGGAGGAUUUUGACAGGCUUGUAAAGCCUGAGUUGAUGAUUAAUCCUGAAGAGUAUAAACCGAAGCUCUAG